Molecule: messenger RNA, 1976 nt
Organism: Perognathus longimembris pacificus (Pacific pocket mouse)
Lineage: Eukaryota; Metazoa; Chordata; Mammalia; Rodentia; Heteromyidae
Gene: Ifrd2
Product: interferon related developmental regulator 2
Exons: 12
Coding region: 219-1571 (450 amino acids)
Source: RefSeq, a predicted model, not a curated record
UUGGGUCAGAACAGGGCGUCCGGGAACUUACCUUCCCAGCGACCAGUUUGACAGGGCGGGGCGCCUCGCGAAGAUGGUGGGGCGCGCGGCGUGUGGCUCCCGUCGCCUGCCCCGAGCUCCGUGCGGCGCACCGGCCAGCGUCCCGCUGAUCUGGAGCGCGUGCCCGCCAGGCCCCUGACCCCGCGCCCCCCGCCUAGCACGCACUCCUGCUUCCCAGCAUGCCCCGCGCCCGGAAGGGCCAGGCGCCCCGCAAGGGCGGCGGGCACCGCGGCGGAGGUGCCCGGAGCAGUACCCAAGCCGACUCAGGUUCCAGCGAGGACGAUGCAGCCAGCGAGGCCCGCAGCACCACCAGCGAAAGCCCCAGCCUUGUCAGCACCACCGCUGACGACAGCCUGGGGGGGGUUGCCGUGGAUGAGCAGGGCCCGCAGGAAGACCUUGAGGAAAAGCUAAAGGAAUAUGUGGACUGCCUCACAGACAAGAGUGCCAAGACCCGGCAGGGAGCUCUGGAGAGCCUGCGCCUGGCUCUCGCCUCCCACCUCCUCCCUGACUUCUUGCUGGAGCGCUGCCUCACACUAGCUGAUGCUCUGGAAAAGUGCCUCAAGAAAGGGAAGGGUGAGGAGCAGGCCCUGGCCGCCACCGUGCUCGGCCUGCUGUGUAUCCAGCUGGGCCCCGGAGCCCAGGGCGAGGAGCUGUUCCGCAGCCUGCAGCCCCUGCUGGUCGCGGUGAUCGGCGAUGGCACGGCUAGCCCCGCCGCCCGGCUGCACUGCGCUUCUGCUCUUGGCUUGGGCUGCUACGUGGCUGCCGCCGACAUCCAGGACCUGUUGUCCUGCCUGGCCUGCUUAGAAGGCGUUUUCAGCCGGCACUGCGGUGCAGGUGGCUCUGCCACCGCCGCCACCGUGAGCCCCGCCAGCAUUCAGGGCCUGCUCUGCGCUGCCCUGCAGGCCUGGGCCUUGCUGCUCACCAUCUGCCCCAGCUCCCACGUCAGCCACAUCCUUGACAGGCAGCUGCCCUGGCUGCCCCAGCUCUUGGCCAGUGAGAACGUGAACCUGCGGAUCGCGGCCGGCGAGACCAUCGCGUUGCUCUUUGAGCUUGCCCGGGACCUUGAGGAGGACUUCACCUACGAGGACAUGGAGACCCUCUGCGGGGCCCUGCGCGCUCUGGCCACCGACGGCAACAAGCACCGGGCCAAGGCCGACCGCCGGCGCCAGCGCUCCAUUUUCCGUGCCGUGCUGCACUUUAUCGAGUGCGGGCCCUGUUCCCCGCAGGGCGGGGAGUGCGAGGAGGAGAAGGUCCGCUUUGGGUUUGAAGUGCUCUACGUGGACAGCUGGGCGCGCCACAGGAUCUACGCGGCCUUCAAGGAGGCGCUGGGGUCCGGCCUGCACCUCCACCUCCAGAACAACGAGCUUCUCCGGGAGGUGUUCGGCCUGGGCCCCGUGCUGGUGCUGGACGCCUCUGCCCUGAAGGCCUGCAAACUCUCCCGCUUUGAGAAGCACCUGUACAACGCCGCCGCCUUCAAGGCCCGGACCAAGGCCCGCAGCCGCACGCGGGACAAGCGGGCCGAUGUCCUGUGACGCCGCCCACCGAGGUGCCCGCGCCCUGGCCGUGCUUUUAACCGAAGACGGUGCAAGAACUGGCCCCUGCCAGUGAUUGUCACUUUAUUUUUUUAAUGAGGAAACCGGAACACAGAACCCAGGGUGGGAGGAGAGGGGCGAGCGCCCUUCGAGGCCCCUCUGCCCCCCGCCCGCCGCACCCGCAGCCUCUUCCUGCCCAUCUCAGGGUGCCUGCGGACCCGAGGGGCGGGCGGGCGGUAAGGGGGGGUGUCCCUCUUCUUCCUUAGGCCUUGCUCUCCCAGGGUGGCUUCCUUUGGGGGAUCGGUGCCUGCACAGGCACCCCCACCGCCGGUGGGAAGGUAAAGAAAGAGAUGCUUGGAAUGGAAUGGUGUGCUGGUUUUUAAAGAUGACAUGUAACUGCUUGGC